ACGGAGCCCCACGAGAUCCAGCAGCCGCUGGUGGUCAUCGGCGUGGGGGUGGCGGGACUCAUCAUCAACCUGCUGGGGCUCUGCCUCUUCAACCACCACGGUGUUGGGGGCCACGGCCAUUCCCACGGCCACGGGCACUCGCACAGUGGCAGGCAGCACCCCCGCAGUGGCCCCAAGGCCGAGCAGCCGCCCGGGGACGGGGAGGCUGCGCUGCACCGGGAGGAGACCAGCACCUUAGUGGAGAACUGCAGCAGCUCCAACGGAGUCAGCCAGGAGAAGCUAGGUGAUAUGAAAGACGACAUGACUGACCUACAAGUGAAUGGGAAUGCUGGUCAUUAUCCUCUGGAUGUGGAGGAGGUUGAAGAAGACUCUAGCGCACAGCUUAACAUGCGUGGAGUUUUUCUGCAUGUUUUUGGAGAUGCCUUAGGUUCAGUAAUCGUGGUAGUGAAUGCCUUGCUCUUUUAUGGGUUGUGGAAUCCAUGCCCCAAAGAUGGGCCCUGCUUUAAUCCAUGCGUCAGUAAUCAUUGCAUGGAAAAUGCUACUUUAUCCCAAACACUUGGCAGAGCAAACGGGUCUGAGCAAGAGAGCAUUACAGUGGCUGGUCCAUGCUGGUUGCUAUAUUUAGAUCCCAUCCUUUGUUUGAUGAUGGUUUGUAUACUCCUUUACACAACUUACCCGUUACUUAGGGAGUCGGCCCUUAUACUUCUACAGACUGUUCCCAAACAAAUAGAUGUUCAUUCUUUGAACUCAAAAUUACGUACCCUUGAAGGAGUUGAAGCAGUCCAUGAAUUACACAUUUGGCAGCUAGCAGGCAGUAGGAUCAUUGGCACUGCUCACAUAAAGUGUCCUGACCCUUCCACAUACAUGAUGGUGGCAAAGCGCAUAAAAGAGAUCUUUCAUGACGAAGGGAUUCAUGCAACUACCAUUCAGCCUGAGUUUGCCAGCGUUGGCUCUGAAUCGGGGAGAGGGAAAUGUGAGUUUCCUUGCAGGACUCAGUGUGCUUUGAAGCAGUGUUGCGGAACAGGAGAAGAUAGUACUGCAAAGAAGACAGAAAAAUCUUCGUCAGUUAGUAUUUCUUGUUCAGAAGUUGUCACUGAAUUUCCGAAAACUAGGAGGACUAAGUCGGAGAGCAUCCCUUCAGUUAAGCUAGAGGCAAACACCGAUCAAAAUGAGCAGUUUGAAUCAUCUUUGUAACUCCCCGAAUGGUGCUACCUGAGUUUUGGUGACUUUGACAACAGCUAUAUUGCAAGAGGAAGAGACAGAUGUUUGAGAUGCAAUUUUGCCAAGUAGUGUAAUUGCUGAAGUCCUCGUUCUUGUCAUACUGCUAAAUCUAGAAUGCUUGUUUUAAAGAACAUAAUGUCACUAUCAUGAUACAAUGUGUUUGUGUUGACUUUGUACUGAGACAGAAAGUGCACCAAUGCUGUAACAACUUCAGAAAACCAGUUUCAACAUUUCAGCGGAGACACUUAUUGCUGUGCUUCACAUUAAAAUAUUUUUUCCAGUGAAAAGGUAUUUGAGGGAUAAGCAUGUAGGAACUCAAUUUGUGUUACAUAUAUCUUGGACCUACUCUUUCAUUUAAUAUUUGAUUUGUUGUAGAUAUUUUAAUAUAUUGUUUAUUUAGAAGCCCUAAGGAAACCAAAGUUCAUAAAACGUUUUUAAAGAUAUAACUACUUAAAACUGGAAACCACUUUGCAGUUUCACAUAUUUUUCUUAAAUCUAUAUAAUAAUAAAUGUGAAGACUUUUCUAUUGAAUUUAUCAUAUAGCGUAUUUUAAAGAGAACAUCGUGAUUGUUAGAAGCUGUCCCCACUUUUUCUGGUAAGGUAGCGAGGUAAUUAAAAUCAACUGCUUGUGAAAAUAUCAGAUAUGAAAGGGUUUUUUUCUAUCAGAAUAGAAGUUCAAGCUACUG
Messenger RNA from Pelecanus crispus (Dalmatian pelican), 1907 nucleotides. RefSeq names its product solute carrier family 30 member 1 (gene SLC30A1). Gene Ontology annotation, biological process: detoxification of zinc ion; intracellular zinc ion homeostasis; zinc ion transmembrane transport. Gene Ontology annotation, molecular function: calcium channel inhibitor activity; zinc ion transmembrane transporter activity. Lineage: Eukaryota; Metazoa; Chordata; Aves; Pelecaniformes; Pelecanidae. The record is from RefSeq and is a predicted model, not a curated record. Gene Ontology annotation, cellular component: endoplasmic reticulum; membrane; Golgi apparatus.